Messenger RNA from Bipolaris sorokiniana ND90Pr, 3401 nucleotides. RefSeq lists its product as uncharacterized. Lineage: Eukaryota; Fungi; Ascomycota; Dothideomycetes; Pleosporales; Pleosporaceae. The record is from RefSeq and is a predicted model, not a curated record. Gene Ontology annotation, biological process: isoleucyl-tRNA aminoacylation. Gene Ontology annotation, molecular function: tRNA binding; aminoacyl-tRNA deacylase activity; isoleucine-tRNA ligase activity. The transcript is spliced from 3 exons. The coding region runs from base 22 to 3261 and encodes 1079 amino acids.
CAUUUCUCAUCAACACCAAAAAUGUCUAUUGACUUCCCUCGCGAGGAGGAGCGCGUGCUUGCGCGAUGGAAGGAGAUCGACGCUUUCCUGAGGCAAGUUGAGCUGUCUAAAGGCAAAGAACCAUACACCUUCUACGAUGGACCGCCGUUCGCGACCGGAUUGCCUCAUUAUGGCCAUCUCUUAGCGUCCACCAUCAAGGACAUUAUUCCGCGUUACUGGUCCAUGAAGGGUCGUUACGUUGAGCGGAGAUUUGGCUGGGAUACCCACGGUGUUCCGAUCGAGUAUGAAAUCGACAAGGAAUUGGGCAUGUCUGGACGUGAUGCUGUGCGCGAAAUUGGAAUUGCAAAGUACAACGAAAAGUGCCGCGCCAUUGUCAUGAGAUAUGCGACCGAAUGGAGAUCUACCAUCGACCGUCUUGGGCGCUGGAUCGACUUCGACAACGACUACAAGACCAUGGAUACCAACUUCAUGGAAUCCGAGUGGUGGGUGUUCAAGCGCCUCUUCGAUAAGGGCGCUGUAUACCGUGGGUACAAGGUCAUGCCCUACAGUACAGCGUUGGCGACGCCUCUCAGUAACUUUGAGGCUUCCCAAAAUUACAAAGAUGUCCAAGACCCAGCAGUCGUUGUCACAUUCCCACUUGUCAACGACCCAAACACAUGCUUAUUGGCAUGGACCACCACUCCAUGGACACUGCCAUCCAACACUGGUCUCUGCGCACACCCCGACUUUGAAUACGUAAAGAUCCUCGAUGAAGCAUCCGGCAAACACUACGUUCUCCUCGAAUCCCUGCUACGUACACUCUAUAAGGACCCCAAGAAGGCCAAGUUCAAGAUUGUUGAAAAGCUCAAGGGCAAGGACAUGCUAGGCUGGAAGUACGAGCCCCUCUUUGACUAUCUGUACGAUGAGUUCAAGGACUAUGGCUUCAAGGUCUUGAACGACACCUAUGUUACAGCCGAUAGUGGUGUGGGUAUCGUCCACCAGGCGCCCGCAUACGGAGAGGACGAUUACCGCGUCGCACUCGCCCACGGAGUCAUUUCCGAUACCAGAGUACCACCAAAUCCCGUCGAUGACCAAGGUUGCUUCACUGCAGUUGUUCGUGACUUUGAGGGCCAGCAUGUCAAGGCAGCAGACAAGGGCAUCAUCAAGCAUCUGAAAGGCACUGGACGCUUGAUCGUAGACUCACAGCUUCUCCAUAGCUAUCCUUUCUGCUGGCGGUCUGAUACUCCCCUGAUCUACCGAACUGUUCCCUCGUGGUUUAUCAAGAUCCAGGACAUUGUUCCACAGAUGCUGGAGAACAUUGCAGGCUCACACUGGGUUCCUUCAUUCGUCAAGGAGAAGCGCUUCGCCAACUGGAUCUCCAACUCACCUGAUUGGGCAGUUUCAAGAAACCGUUUCUGGGGUACUCCACUCCCGAUCUGGGUCAGCGAUGACGGAAAAGAGCUUGUGUGUGUUGGCAGCGUAGAGGAGCUGAAGAAGCUUAGCGGAUACGAGGGUGAACUCACCGACAUUCACCGUGACAAGAUUGACCACAUUACCAUUCCCAGCAAAGAAGGCAGGGGUACGCUCAAGAGAACCAACGAAGUCUUUGAUUGCUGGUUCGAGUCUGGCUCUAUGCCCUACGCUAGCGCGCACUACCCAUUCGAGAACGUGGAGCAAUUCGAAAAGUCUUUCCCCGGAGACUUUAUUGCAGAGGGUCUUGAUCAAACUCGCGGUUGGUUCUACACUCUUACAGUCUUGGGCACGCAUCUUUUCGGCAAACUGCCUUUCAAGAACUGUGUUGUCAACGGAAUCGUACUUGCAGAGGACGGCAAGAAGAUGUCAAAACGUCUAAAGAACUACCCCGACCCCAAUCUUAUCAUGGACAACUAUGGUUCUGAUGCUCUGCGAUUGUAUCUCAUCAAUUCACCUGUCGUCCGCGCCGAGACACUUCGCUUCAAGGAGGCGGGUGUCAAGGAAAUCGUUUCCAAGGUGUUGCUACCUCUAUGGAACAGCUACCAGUUCUUCGAGCAGCAAGUAUCGCUCCUGAAGAAGGUCGCUGAUCUUGACUUUAUGUUCGACCCAGCGGCUGAGAAGACAAAUUCAAACGUGCUGGAUAGGUGGAUCUUGGCUUCCUGCCAAUCGUUGUUGAAAUUUGUCAACGAAGAGAUGGCCGCAUACAGACUGUACACUGUCGUCCCGCGAUUACUCGAGCUUAUUGACAACACGACCAACUGGUACAUUCGCUUCAACCGUCGCCGACUGAAGGGUGAGUACGGUCUAGAGGACACAAAGCACGCACUCAACACACUCUUCGAAGUCCUCUACACACUCUGCCGUGGACUCGCACCUUUCACACCAUUCAUUACGGACAAUAUCUACCUGCGAUUGUUGCCGCACAUCCCUAAGGAGUUGCACGCAGAGGACAACCGUAGUGUACACUUCCUGCCAUUCCCAGAGGUCCGUGAGGAGCUGUUCGAUGAAGCUGUUGAGCGUCAAGUCAAGCGCAUGCAGUCGGUCAUUGAACUUGGACGUAUCUGCAGAGAUCGCGCGAAUAAGGGCCUCAAGAUCCCACUCAAGACGCUGGUAGUCAUCCACCCAGAGCAACAAUAUCUUGACGACAUCAAGUCGCUCGAGACCUACAUUUUGGAGGAACUGAACGUGCGAGAAAUUGUGCUGUCAAGCGACGAGGAGAAGUAUAAUGUGCAAUACUCUGCGACAGCCGACUUCUCUGUUCUUGGCAAGAAGCUUAAGAAGGACGCCGUCAAGGUCAAGAAGGCUCUGCCAAAUCUCAAGAGCCAGGAAAUUAAGGAUUACCUGAAGAGCGGCGAGAUUGUGGUUGAUGGUAUCAAGCUUGAGGCCGAAGACUUGAUGGUCAAGCGUGGCCUCGCACAGGACUCUAGCAACAAAGACCAAGAGUUCAACACUGACAAUGACGUCCUCAUUAUUCUCGACGUGGCGUCGUAUCCUGAGCUUGAGCAGGAGGGUCUUGCACGAGAGGUCAUUCGCCGUGUCCAAGAUCUGCGCAAGAAGGCUGGACUAGUGCCUACUGACGAUGUGGGUAUGGAAUACCGAGUCUUGAGCGAUCCUGACGGAGUGGGCCUGGAGAAGGCAUUCGAGAACCAAGGACCACUGUUUGAGAAGGCUCUGAGGAGGAAUGUUGACAAGCACAUCAUCACUGAACUUGAUGGCAAGAUACCCGAAAACAGCAACGAGGAGGUGAUUGCAGAAGAGGAGCAAGAGCUUCACAAGGCAACGUUCAUGCUGCGGUUGGUUAAGCUGUGAGGAGUAUGCAAUACUACUAUGUCUCCAGCGGAUGGAUUCGUGGAUUGUUUAGUGUGCCCAUAAUAAGGGCUUUGAUGGCAUGACAGUGUAACGUAGAUAGCCGAAGAAAUGACAAAAAUAACUUUCAGUAAAAUGCAAGA